Messenger RNA from Botrytis cinerea B05.10, 1535 nucleotides. RefSeq lists its product as hypothetical. The coding region runs from base 489 to 1427 and encodes 312 amino acids. NCBI's taxonomy places the organism in Eukaryota, Fungi, Ascomycota, Leotiomycetes, Helotiales, Sclerotiniaceae. The transcript is spliced from 8 exons. The record is from RefSeq and is a predicted model, not a curated record.
GGGACAAGGGAUGCGAAGACGCGGGAAGGGAAAUCGCGGGUUUAUGUUCUGAGUCAGGCGUAGGCUUGGGGGAGCGGGGGAGCUGAAAAGUAUCGAUGAUAUCUAAUACCUGGCAUCUGAUACCUGGUACCGACUUGCUUGCUGGUUUGGGAUGGGAUGGGGGGUUACGGUUUCCCGUGUUUGGGUUUGGGUUUGGGUUUGUGUGAUGUUACUUUGUUACUUUGUCACUUGAUGUUGUUUUGUCACUUGAUGUUACUUUAUCACUUGAUGUUACUAUCGAUCGAAAAUAAGAUAGACAGAGAAGAAGAUACAGUUCUUAUUUCUCUAUUUUUUUUCUCCCCUCGCAUUCUUCUUUUUUUACCUUUUUUCCUGAUUGCUUGUGUGAGCGCUGUCCGUGGAUCGUUCGUUCAUUCAUCCAUAUAAGUGUUUGGAAAUUUAUAUUUUGAGUGCUAUUUUAUAUAUCGGAUAUCGGAGAUCGAAUAUCGAAUAUGAAAUCUUCCAUUUCGAGUCUUUGGUUCGGAUGCGCAUACAUCUCAAUUUGUAUUGGGGUUGUGAAUGCAGAUGCAAAUGCGAAGAGAAAUACGCAUGUAAACUCACAUCUCUAUGAUUUCCAAGCCCGAAAUCGCGAUACUAUUGCUCGAAUAUAUAAUACGACGAUUUAUCCUAACAAUCUUCCGAUUUUGAAGAAUGGGUCGGCGGCGACGCCAAUGGGGUUGUUUAAUGAGAAUGCAACAGGCCGUAUUUCCCCCCUAGGAAACUUCACCGGCUUCGACGAUUCUACGGAAUAUUUCUUCGCUCUUUCUCCUAUUCCCGGUCAAACCGGUGCUGGGAUAUUGCAACCAAACUACAACGCAUUCACAUCCUACGAACUCCAUGCUUUCACCUCCGGCUGUCCAGAAGUAGCAAGCUCAAUCGUCUAUCUCAAUACAACUAUCGUACAUCCCGGGUCUCCUUCACAUGGACAAUACGUUACGAAGAUUAAAGAGAUUGCUUUUUGGCGAUUUGAUGAAAACGGCGCAGUUCUCUACUACGAUGCUCAAAUUUCCAAUCUAUCCCUCUGGUUUGCAAAAUUUACUGGGGCAGAUAUAUCGAAUGGAGCUGUUCAAGCUCUCGAUAUUGUGACGAAUCUAUGUCCACAGAUACAGGCGAGAUGUACGGGUGCAAAUCAGGUUUAUUCUAGUGAUGUAGAGUGUAUAGCGACGCUCUUAGCGAAACCCUUUGGCACCUUUGAUGAAACAUGGGGCGAUAAUAUUGUGUGUAGAUUGGUACAUGUUGUUUUGACACAAGUUAGACCAGAGGUACACUGUCCACACGUCGGCCCAACAGGCGGUAUGAAAUGCGUAGAUAUCGAUUACAACCAAGAGUAUCUCGCAGACGACUUGGCGCUUUUCGGUAGUAAUGAUGCAUUUCGAUGUUCUGGGAAGUAAGCAAUUUGCAAACCAUGUUUGAAAAAUUUUAGGUACCUUGAGAACUUUUGUGUUUGUAGACCUGGAAGAAAGAAACGGGAUAAGAAUGAAAACUUUAUUGUGGCUUCA